CGCGUGUAUCAGUACGUGCACGUGAACGUGUUUGUGUGUGUGCAAGCUUGCAAAAGAACAGGACAUGGGCGCACAUUGAGAGAGCGGCUCUUUUACUCGGCGUGAUCAUUUCACGCUUCCCCCCGAAGUCUUUUUUCCACCUAAAGCGUUUAGUUGCAGCUGACUGAGCACUUGCAGGGAAUGCAAUAGGGAGCGGAAGGGUCGAAUUAUUUCAACCUACAACUCGCCCCAAAAGUACUGUAGGAAAAAAAAAAGAGAGGGAGUGGAGAAAACAGUGCCAGAGAGCGAGAGAGAGGGGGGUAAGAGAGAGGGAGAGAGAAAGGGAGAGGGGGACACUGGAAAAAAGUUUUUGUUCUUUUCCUUUUUUUCUCCUUUCAUCGCCUCCCCCUGUUCUAACCGGGCAACAUGGACCAGGGUCCCAAGAGUCCUGCACUGCGACUGGGGAGAGCAGGACAUGGCGGAGUGAACCAGCUCGGAGGUGUGUUUGUAAACGGCAGGCCCCUCCCAGAUGUGGUUCGACAGCGAAUAGUGGAGCUCGCCCACCAAGGGGUUCGACCCUGCGACAUCUCACGCCAGCUACGAGUCAGCCAUGGAUGUGUCAGCAAAAUACUGGGCAGGUACUAUGAAACAGGCAGUAUCCGUCCCGGGGUAAUCGGGGGAUCCAAACCAAAGGUUGCUACUCCCAAAGUGGUCGACAAGAUCGCCGAUUACAAACGCCAAAACCCCACCAUGUUUGCCUGGGAGAUCCGGGAUAGGCUCCUGGCCGAGAGAGUGUGUGACAACGACAGCGUCCCAAGUGUCAGCUCCAUCAACAGGAUCAUUCGGACAAAGGUUCAGCAGCCGCCCGGCCAAACAGGCUCAGUGUCGGCUCACAACUUAGCAACGUCCGUGGCGGCAACGCAAGUGUCAGCAGUGACCAGCGACUCAGCCGGCUCCUCGUACUCCAUCAGUGGCAUUCUGGGUAUCAGCUCAGCUGCCGACGUGGGCAAGAGGAAGAGAGACGAAGGUCUGCAGGAGUCACCUCUGGCCAACGGGCACGGCCACAGUGGGCGGGACUUCCUCAGGAAGCAGAUGAGAGGGGAGCUGUUCUCGCCGCAGCAGAUCGAGGUAUUGGACCGCCUGUUUGACAGACCCUCUCCAAUCCAAUCCAGCUCUGACCUCUAUACGUCAGAUUAUUCAGCCAUGGCCUCACUAGCUGGUGGACUGGACGAGAUGAAGAACAGUUUGGCCAAUCCUGGAACAGGAGCGGAGUUAGGAGCCAGCAUGUCAGGUCCACAGUCCUAUUCACUCGUUCCAGGUCGCGACCUAGCCAGCACCACUCUGCCAGGCUACCCUCCUCAUGUUCCUCCCACUGGACAGGGCAGCUACUCCACCCCCUCCCUCACUGGCAUGGUACCUGGGGGAGAUUUUUCCGGAAGUCCAUAUUCCCAUCCCCAGUACUCCACAUACAACGAAUCGUGGAGAUUUCCUAAUCCCAGUUUAUUAGUGUUUCAGCAGGAUUAUGGGUCUCUCCUGGGGACGGAAAUCGGCUGCUCCUCCAGUCUCUUCACCAGCCAGGCAGGACAGAUGCAAGGUUCACCGUAUUACUACAGUGCAACAUCACGGGGGGCGGGCCCUGCUGGCACUGCAACAGCCUCUGCCUACGACCGCCACUGACCCCUCCUACUGAGAGAAGAGGAGGAAGAAGAGAAGGAAACGGGGGAGGGGUGAGGGGACGGAUAGCACCAGCACUGCACAGUACAAACCUGCCGACACACGGACAACAAUGAGGAUGAAGAUUUCAAGUUUUUGACGUCAGUGAAGUUUAAAUUUUCUCUGAUUGACACUUAAGUCAACAAAUGCACUGCUGGGCUGCAACACAGACAAACUGUGUGGGUAUUACAUUACUGUGAGGACACAGGCAUGGCAGUGUCAAUAACUGAUAGAUAUACUGUAGGACUGGUCAGAAGCAAGUGAAUUUGGCCCCUACCACAAUAAAUUAAGGCUUGGCUUCUUGUUUUUAACCAAUUGUCUACAAAUCCAAGAAGUCAGUGGACUGAGUGUGCAGCAGUGAUUGAAACUAUAUUGUGAUCUUUUGGGUAAGAUGUGUUUUCAGGUUGGGAAAAAAUUUUGAGGAAAUUAUUUGAGUUGAUUAAAGCAAAAUCACUUUUUCAGUCUUUAUAGGCCCCGAAAUCAAUCAAACAAUUUUCUAUGCUAUGCUAUGGUGAAGUAAAGACAAUCCAAUUCUCAUAACUUUGAAUGACCAAAAUCCCCCAUAUCAUUAUCAUUCUAGUCUCCUUAGAUUCAACACAUUUUCCCUGGGAUCACAAUGGUAGAUAAAUGGGAUACCAUAACUUUUAAUGGUAGUGUUCAGUUUCACAUAUCACUAAGCCCCGCCCCCAUUAACUACUGUUGCUAUGCCUGUCAAGCUUUCUAUUCUCGCACAGCACAUAUGCAGCCUACAAUGAUACCAGUGGCAGAUUUACCGUCAAAACUGUAGGGGCUUUUGAAACAAUGGAUCCUUUCAGACAGAAGUAGACAAAAACACCAUUAGCCAAUCUGGCCUAUAGUUUAAUCUAUCAUUACACCUUUGCUCCUCUGUUUUUGGUUUUGGAAAAGGCUAGAAGAUUCCGCCCUCCAAUCUCUUUAAAUGUAGAGUAUAUCUCUUACGACAGUCCCAUGCACACUGCUUCAACAUGUGGAGAAAUCCUGAGCUUGACAGGCCAGCCGUGCCUAGUUAUGGUUGCUAAGCUACAAAUGGAUAAUCGCUGUCUGGGGGUGAGGUUUAGCAAACGCUCAAUUUCCAGUGGUUGUUGCCAGUUCCCAAAGUGUAUCACAGAACAUCUAACAUCCACACUUGCAUUUAAAGUGGUUUGAAUGCCACUGACUGACUGACAGACAGACCUUUCAGUAAAAGCACAGCCUAAAACCUGAGCCCUCUACUAUAAAAAUGAACAGUGUACAUGUUCACAUCAGACCAAAAUCAAAUCCACCAGGGAGGGUUAUUGUACAGGAAGGUGCUAUCCAUACCUCCACAGCCAAGAUUUAGUCCUGAUCAAGAGCUAUUUAUAAUGGGAGGAGACAGAGUAAUAUAUUAAGAAGCUUUUCUGCGCUGCGCUCCGUAAUGAGAGUGAAUGCCUGUAAUGAUUUAUAAUAUGUGUCACGCUGUUGUGCUAGAAUAGUGAUGAUGAUGAUGAUGACGAUGCGAUAUGAAAUCUUAAAAAUUUUCAAUAUGAAAAGAAGUCUUUGUUUAUAAAUAUGAUCCGACUGCGAUUUUCCUGUUUAUAGUUUGUUGCCUGGUAUCAGUUGACACAGGUGCCAUUGAAUAAGACGCCAUUUUUAUCUGCUUCCUAAAUACUGAUAAGAAGAACAGGGAAGCAGUGGCACCCUCUCUUUCUCUCUCUCUCUCUCUCUCUCUCUCUCUCUCUCACACACACACACACACACACACACACACACACACACACACACACACACACACACACACACACACACACACACGCUCGCUCUAGCUCUCUUUCUAUUUCUCUCUUUAAACUCCCCAAAGAUGGGCCCCCCCUAGUGGAUCGGCUGACUAACUACAAAAGCACAAAGAGACUCAAUCAUCAUUUAAAGGCGCAAAUUUUACUUUUUUGACUUACUUUUAGAACCAUUACAUACUUCUCCCUUUGCUUUUACUUCUCCCCCUUUUGAGUGCUUGUCCUUGUGCUGUUUGAUAUCCUGAAAUUGUUUCUAUAAAAAGAAAUGCUUUCAUGAAAAAACAAGUGAAACUGUUUUAUUUUUGUUUGUCUCCUACAUUAGUUCUGCGCUGUGACAAUGUAUGACACCAGGGUCGAGGCCUUACCCAUCAUGUACAGAGAGAGUAGGACAGGUUCGCCCUUCAGCGCUGAUCUGAAAUCAGUGUGUUAUCCCUCGCAAAUGUUUGAGGGCCCAGUGUUGACCUUGUGAGAGGGCAAUAUCUUCCUUAACCUGUACGUAGCUUCUCAAUUCUGUCCAUACAAGACUUGUACAGUAAUCAGUGAACAAGAAGAGAAGUCACAAUGUCAAUAGCAAUUUCAAUUAUUCACAUUUAAAUUUAGAUUUUAGUGAUGGAGUUUUUUUAUGAUAAAAAAGACUAAGAGGUGUGUGGUGUUGUUUUAGCCAUCGUCUGCAAGUGUUUACAUAUCUUUCGUUUGUUUGGGGUGUGUGUGGCUGACCGUAGCGCUUCAUUGCUACUGUGUAGUUUUUCUAGCAAACAGAUUGAAGGCACCCAAUCUGCAGCGUGAGACAUAAAAUAUAGCUAUAUAAACAUAUAACUAUAAACACUGAACAAAGCUGUUAGUUUCUCAAUCUUUGUUGUUUCUGGGUUUUAAAAUAGUGAUAGAGUGGAUCAUUUUACAUUUGUAGAACUUAAAAGUUGUGUGUGCACAACUCUAAAGCAGAUUCUUAUGAUGGCUCGUCUGCUGUGCUGCCAGUGUGCACCGUAGCAGGAGCCUUUCCUUAUUUCUGUCUUUCUCUCUUGAUCUUACUGAGGCAUUAUUGAACCUGAACCACACCAGCUGAAAACAAGGACAGUGCCUUUAGUUUUAUAUGUCAACUCCCCCCUGACUGACCACGCAUCACUAAAACAAGUUCAAAUUCAGCGUCCCUCCCUGCAACUCCUUCAACAAAACUCUGCCUAUCAGCCCAUGCGACACAGGUUGGUAGAUUAUGUAAAGCCUUCCACAAAUAAGUAGCAAACAGUAAUUUCAGUGCAAACUCCGGUUGAUAAUUUACAUACUGUACCAAUGGCAACAUUGCAGCUCUGAUAACAGGACCAAGCCCUGAUCCAGCACCCUAUACUUAAUCAUCAUGGACAUUUCAGUCACAGAUUCACUCAUAACAUUUGUAACAGGGAUAGUGUGAAAAUUCUAACUCAUCUGAUGGAAAAUACUCUGAGCAAUUAACAAAUGACGUCAGGUGGCUGGAAAGUAACACAAAUCUAAAUAUAUUCCAAAAAAGGUCUGUUUCAUUAAAGUCGGUAUAAGCAAAUAUAAAAUCAAAGUUGGCACAGGAAUCCGUCCCUGCUCAUCAACUGGAUUUAUUCUAAGCAGUGAAACACUCAUUGCUGCCUCGGUAAAAAUGAGAUUAUAGUUUGAAUUGCGAGUAUUGCUGCAAUAUAGCUUCCAGCCACCAGAGGCAGCACUGAGUUACCCAGUCGAUGAGCUGUAUUGACUUUAAUAGAAGAGUCCUUUCUCUGAUGGAAUAAAUACAUGUUUUUAGCCAUGCAAGUACUUCAUGGAUUGCCAUGAAAUUUUGUGCAAGCAUGAAUAAACUUCGGUUAUCCCCAACUUUUUCUCUAGCAAGUCGAUUUUUUUUUACUUCCAGUGAAUAAAUAUAUCAACAGCUACUACAUGUAUUGACACAAAACUUGGCACACACAUUCAUGAUUCCCUUGACUUUUUCUCUAGUGUUACCAUGAGGUUGGCAUGUGGUUUUAAGUGACUGACUCUUUAUCUCACGCCAUCAUCAGAUCAAAAUUUUAAUUUGUUGAAUAAACUACAACUAAACUAAUAGGCUACUUAACCUAUGCUAAACGAAGAUGGUAAACAUAGUAAACACUAUACCCAUUAGAAUUUUCUUUUUUAAACUACUUUAAAACUUUUUCUUGAUCCACACAAUCCACAAGGUAAUUGGCAGUUGAAAUGUAUCUUUCGCAAAUCCCUCUUUAUAUACACAUAGUACACAGAUGGAAUUUAGUGGGUAGUGCAGGGUAACCAUGGUACGCCACCUCUAGAUCAGUUAGGGGGUUCGGUGCCUUUCUCAAGAGGCAAACUGCUGAACUGGCACCUCUCCAGCUGCCAGUCCGCACUCCAUACUUGGUUCGUACAGGGACUUGAACCCCAAACUGAAGAAAAUGUUGAACGCUUCACAAAUUUGCGUGUCAUCUUUUCGAAGGGGCCAUGCUAAUCUUUGCCAGUGUUAGCAUUUAGCUCAAUGCAUGCAUGCUAGCAUUGCUGUAGACUCUUAGUCUUGUUGUUACUUCAUAGCCAUCUGACGGCGUCCGUCAGAUGUCAAGUUAUUAUUGUCAUUAUUCUUCCAUAAAAAAAUUAUGAGUGAAUCUCUGACUGAAGUUCUGAGAAAUAUCCAUGCAGGACUAGCAUGGCUAAACACAACCCACUGGCUUGACUAGGGGUGAAAAAAGGCACAAAAUAUACAAAAAAGCCAAGUAAGCGACAGACAUUUUACAAGUCUGUUCAUUAAUAUUGCUUUUUUUAUUCACACACGCACACGCGCACACACACGCACGCACGCACGCACGCACACACACACACACACACACACACACACAAUACUGUAAACAUGAAGAAAUAUUGAUUGAAAGCCGUUCUCCUUGAGGAGGUGAAUCCAGUCGUGCCUCCUGUGUCCGCUUGCGAGAAGCUGCAACACCAAACAGGCCAAAUUCGUUCUCCGGUGUAGCCAAGAAUCCAGCCAAACAUUAACAGGAUUAUUUGUUAACUAUGCAUCUCAUGGUGACACAGCCUGCCUUGCCAUUGCUUUGACCUAAUUGGUUCACAUGGGGAGAGAAUGGGUUCUCAUUGGCCCGCAGUCGUUUCAACUGGCAGCCGUGACAUUGACUGCAGCGAUGAGGGGGGACUGUCAUUGUGGGUGGUACUGUAGGAAGCACGGCGGGCAGAGGCCACACACACACACAGACAUACACAUACAAAUACACAUACAAACACACACACACAAAUAUAAGUACAGACACACACUCUGUCCCUCCCUUUGUCCUUUGCGGAGUGGUGAUCGCCCCUCCUCUCAUGCCCCUGUGUUCCCCAGGGGAGCCCAAACCUGCUGUGCCAUCAGAAGCUCAUCCCGUCUUUUUUCUCCUCCCUCAGCCCUAAUCUCAUCAUAUCUCAUGCAUUUGCGCCCACCCCCCACCCUCCGUUCCCCCUUCUCUCCUCCCCUCCAGUACCACUGCCACACCACCAGGAUUAGGAAUAUUAAAACUAUUCUGUUGAUUUCAGGCCUGUGACCUUCCUCAAAAAGUCUGCCCUCUUUCUUCAGACAGCCCUAUUAAUCCCUUUUCCCUCACCUUUUCUUACUUUUCUCUCUAACUAUCCAGACGUGAUGCUCACUGUCCUGUCAGAAAUUCUGCAUAGGAAUGAAGCAGGGUGUUUUGCGCCAAAGCGAGGUCAUUUCAAUGGCAAUAUUGCUGCCGCUAUCUUUAUUUGGCCAAGAAUAUUCUGUGAGAUCGCAUCUAAUAUUUUGUUUUCUCUUCAUGUAUCUGUAAAGCAUUUAAAAACACAAAGAAACACUAGUUUCAAACAAAGAUGUUUCAUUUCCAGCUUUGCUGAAACUGAACUGCCCAUGAAAAUGUGAUUGCAUCCUGCAUUUUUAUCCCAGCUCUAAAUCAAAUAGGAAACUGAAAUAAAUGCAAAUUAGUUAUUUUUUCUUUAUUAUGAUUUCUCACCGAGUGUGCACUCCCUGACUGUAUCUCAAUAUGAAUCCAUGAAGAUUGCUACUGCCUUUGUAAAACCUGAGGGGAUUUCAGCAUCACAUCUUGACAGCAAUUAGUGGCACAAUCUGUUUCAUGCUUGCUGAUAUACCUAGGCUCUGGACAGAUCUCAUACUGAAGUGUUACAAUGUUCUGUACAUCUUAAUAUUAUUCAACUGUGGAAGAGGAGAAAUACACAGGACUCCUACAAAAAUCAACUGUGCUUUUUGAGCAGAUGUUUCAAUCAAAAAAAAAAAAAAAAGAUAACAUGAUUUUUCACCUUACUGUGGCCUUUCGUGUAACAAUCUGGAGUUUUUUUGUGUCCAUGGCUUAAUAUCUGGGGUGUUAAAGAGAUAUUUAUAUCUGUAACAUUUUGGUAUAAAAAAGGAUCAAACAAAAGACAGAAAGACAUACAUACAAAAUUAGGUUUCAACAGUUCAGCUUGCUCUGUUCUUUAAAAUCAAACGUGACAAAAAGAAAACAUAUCUGUAACAUUCACCAAAGCCUGUGAUGCCUGUUUUAAAUAAUAGAUUCUUGUACAAAAAACAUACAAAAUCGCAGAAAAGACUUACAGAUACAAACACAAAACGAAGAUGAGAAAUGCCUUCAAAUAUUCUGGAGGGGAGGAUUUAAAAAAAAGUAAAAGAAAUGUUUCUUUAAGAAAAUGUGUAUGUUUUUUAUUCGAUUUUCUAGUAGUUGCAAACAAAACUUGGUGUUUUUUCCUCUUUGUGUGUUGUGUGUUGUCUUAAUAUUUGAAUGUAUUUUACUGCAGUGCGAAUUUGCCAAAGAUAUCAUAUCACUUGAUUUCUCUCCUUUUUUUGUUUAUUUUAUUUUUCCUGAAUUGUGACCAAUUUUGUUCAGAAAACUAGAAAUAAAUGGUGAAUUUGAUAUUAUGCUUAUUUUUCAUAUUUCUAUUGUUAAUAUUAUUUUUAUUUUAUUUCCUGAGUUUGAGUUUACUGUGUAAUAUUAAAUUACAGUUUGCUUGAUGCAUCUCUUCAUACUCAGUCUGUGUACCUGUCCAUCUGUCCACCUGAGUGACUGUUGUUGGUGAAUUAUUCCAUAUAUGUACCUGUAAUGUGAAGCUAAGAAGUAAUUAUUUGUAAAUAUUUGCCAUAAUUUUAUUGGUCCUUCAGAAUAAAAAAUAAUUUUUUGGAA
Sander lucioperca (pikeperch) is the source of this 8593-nucleotide messenger RNA. RefSeq names its product paired box 5 (gene pax5). Bases 406 to 1656 code for a protein of 416 amino acids. The record is from RefSeq and is a predicted model, not a curated record. The transcript has 11 exons. Gene Ontology annotation, biological process: anatomical structure development; regulation of transcription by RNA polymerase II. Lineage: Eukaryota; Metazoa; Chordata; Actinopteri; Perciformes; Percidae. Gene Ontology annotation, molecular function: DNA-binding transcription factor activity, RNA polymerase II-specific; RNA polymerase II cis-regulatory region sequence-specific DNA binding.